Messenger RNA from Vitrella brassicaformis, 2205 nucleotides. NCBI's taxonomy places the organism in Eukaryota, Vitrellaceae. The record is from the annotation of a GenBank genome assembly.
GCGUACUCAGCACCCCAAUCAGUGCAAUGAGGGUCACAUAAUGCGUAUUCAAACGCCCACAGCGUCGCAUCUCCCCCCCUCUCCCUCUCUCACUCUCACACACACAUAAUAUCGACAAAGUGUCACCUCUGCACAACGAAUUAGCCACGGAACCUAUCAGCUCUUUUGGACAAGUCCCUCACCCACUCACAACUGACCCCCUGAUCCACCAGCCAGUGAAACUCAGUCGAUGUCCAAUGACUCGAAAUCUCCAUCCUCGUCGAUGUAUCCCAGCUGCUCCCACUGGAACGGGCUGUCGCCAGCACCGAAAUGGGUGUUGAAGCCCUUGUUGAUGGCCCCCUCCUGUAUGCCGUGCUGCGCCGCCUCGUCGAGCCGAGCCCUGUGGACCACCUCACAGAGCCCCAGAAGCCUGUGGCCGCCAUGCUGCCCUCCAUUGAUAGCAAAGCACAGCGGGGGCACCGUCACGCCGCCCAGAUUGGCCAUCCCGCCCACAACCUCCCUACUGCUGAUCGCGUACAUCGCCGCGUCGACGAAGUGCGCCGCCGCUGCCGUCACGCGACGGGCGAGUGUGCUGUUGCGGAAUGGUAGUGAAUGACUGAUGGUCGUCAGAGCAGCGUCCCAGUCGAAGCACAUGGCGGCGAUCUUCCAGCCGAUGGCCUCUGCCUCGUGUGGGCCGUAGCCAGGGGGGGCGGGGAGGGGGGGCGGAUUGGCAGGAGGGGUGCCAGUGUGAGGGGGCUCCAUCAGGUGGGGCAGGAGUGUGGGGAGGGACUUCAUGAGGAACGCCGCGAGGCUGCGUUGAGGCCGCAGCGCCGCAUUCACCGCCGCCAUCGCCGCAGUAGGCACCUCGUUGAGCACCGCCGCAUACUGCGGUAGCACCAGCUGACGAUGAACAUGCAUGCGGCCCUCCAUGCGGCCGAUAUCCGCCCCGGCCCUCAGCAAGCUGCGGAUCGUCGCCUCUUGAGUGGAAAUCCGUGCCGAAAAGUACUCCUUGGUUUCUUCACGGUCCCUGACCUCUUGCGGCAGGUCGUUGUCUUGCGAGUCCUCAAUCGCCGCGUUGAGCUGUCCCGCGGCCACAGCGAGUGGGGGACCAUCGCCGCGGCCGCCCUCUCUGUCGAUGGUCCCUGGUGGCAAGUGGCGGCUCAGGUAGUCCACGACACACGGAGAGCCUUCCAAUGCCGCAUCCUGCAAGGGCGUCCACCAAUUCUGGGGCUCUAGCGUCAAGCUGGCCCCAUGCUGCACCAGCAGGUCCAGGUAUGAAUCGAUAAACGCCUGGGAAUAGUGCCCACACUCAAGGCGGGCUGCCAAGUGGAUCGGAUUGAGGCCGAGGACGUCUUGUUCGGUUGCAACUGUGGCGUCGUGCUGGAUGAGAAGGCGGUAGAUGGACAUCAGCCGCUGCUCAUACUCGCGGGACACCUGAUGCCCGAGAUGUGCGAAUGUCAUGGGCGUGGGCAGAGGCAUGACGUAAGGGGGCCAAUAUCCAUCAGGAUCGCGGCCUUUCACCGCAGCGUUGCGCGCCAAGAGGAUCGUCACAGCCGCCUCAUUGCCUGCACGGAUUGCCAUCUCGAUGGGCCUUGUAUACAGAGACCAUCUUGUGACCGUCGCAUCAACAUCAGCACCGCCGUCGAUGAGAGCCUCCAUGACGGCCGUCUGCAGCUCAGCAGAUGACCACAACGGCAGGGCGACAGGGCGAACGCGGUCACGAUGGUUGCUGUCUUUGCGGUCUCGCGCCCAGACGGUCGGCAUCGUGUCAUCGCUCAGGUUGUCAAAGGUAAGCGACAGCAGCCGAUACGCCAGGCCGAUGGUGCCGCUGCCUCGAGCCCGCAGCCACAGCGCAGCGUUCGGAUCAGCGCCACGCUGCUGUAUCAGCUGCGUCACUUGCUGCUGGUGGGUGAAGGUGCGGCGGACGACACCCUGAACGAGCUGUUUUGUCGCAUCGCUGUUGUCGGGAAAGGGCUCGAUGCAGAUGUCCUCGAGCCUCAGAGAUGGAGCCAUCCCUCACUCACGGCCGCCGUGGCUCUCUGGGACCACACUGUCACACCAGCAGCACAAACACAAACAGCAGAAUCACAUGUCUAAAAUCAAGGCAGCGUCGCGUGUGCGUCCUCCUUUAUCUCAAUGCGCACCUUCUGAUGUGUGCGAUGUGUUGUGUCUGUCUGUGGGACGGAGAUCUGCCUGAAGAGAGGGACACGACAGCGGCAAAACUUC